Molecule: messenger RNA, 793 nt
Organism: Calypte anna (Anna's hummingbird)
Lineage: Eukaryota; Metazoa; Chordata; Aves; Apodiformes; Trochilidae
Gene: ID4
Product: inhibitor of DNA binding 4, HLH protein
Exons: 3
Coding region: 296-736 (146 amino acids)
Biological process (GO): circadian regulation of gene expression; cell differentiation; negative regulation of transcription by RNA polymerase II
Cellular component (GO): cytoplasm; nucleus
Molecular function (GO): protein dimerization activity; transcription regulator activity
Source: RefSeq, a predicted model, not a curated record
CCCGCGCUAUAUAGAGGGCGGCGCGGCGAGCGGCAGCGGUAGAGGUGGUUGUGGUGGCAGCUGAGGGUGUGGGCAGGGAGGAGGGAGAUAGGUGCUUUGGUGGUGCCGCCGCGGUUGUUGAACGGCCGUGCAAACGCCUCUCGUCGUAGUCUCGGGCGGCUGUUGGUACCGCCGGCGAAACUGCGGCCGUGACCCGCUCCCUUAGCGUUGCGGCCGGUGCGUGCGCGGCUACGCGCGGUUCCAGGAGGCGGCAGCGGUACUGAAGAGGGAGGUCGCUCUCCCUUCCUGCGACACUAUGAAAGCCGUCAGCCCCGUCCGGCACCCCAGCCGCAAAGCGCAGCCCGGCGUGGCGGGCGGCGGAGGGGGCCACCCGGCCCUGCGGUGCUUGGCCGAACAUAGCGGCUGCAAGGGGGGGCCGCCGUCGGGCGAAGAGCCGGCGGCGCUCUGCCUGCAGUGCGAUAUGAAUGACUGUUACAGCCGGCUGAGGAAGCUGGUGCCCACCAUUCCUCCUAACAAGCGGGUUAGCAAAGUGGAGAUCCUGCAGCAUGUUAUUGACUACAUCCUCGACUUACAGCUGGCUCUGGAGACGCACCCGGCGCUCCUACGGCAGCAGCAGCCGCCCGCCCUCCACCCGGGCAGCUGUCCCGUGGGCACCCCAAGGACCCCGCUGACAGCCCUCAACACUGACCCGGCUGGCUCUGUUAACAAGCCGGGGGACAGCAUCCUCUGCCGCUGACCGCCGUUCCUCAGUCGGUCUGGAGCGGAGCGGUUCACACACCCCCUCUAUUCAUUC